UCUUGACCUCUUUCAUCUCAAAUCUGACCCAAAACCUCAUCAAUUUGCGCGCGGAAACACAAAGAUAAUACGCGAAACCACACAUCGAGUUACACAUAAUGGCGGGUCUCAGGAUAGGCUGGGGCAGCGUCUUGCUGGUCCUAGCUCUGGUCCUGGUUGUUCUCCCAGACAAGGCUGCAGCCUUCGGUGCUGGCAACAUUCCUUCCAUCGCCCAGGUCGAGGGCCACAACUGGAGACAUGGCGAUAUCGAAGACGUUCUCAAGACCCUGGCCUUCAUCAACGGCAAAAAGUGGACCACUAUGAUGGUCGGGCGCACCUACUUUGGCAACUGGCUCCGAGACUACUCCCAGGCUAUCGAUGUCGGCAGCUUGAAGGGAGUUAAUGCGGCUACCAUCCGCAUCAUUGUUUGGGUUCUUUCUUUCCUGGCUCAUGGAUACGCUACCGAAGAGUUCGAGGUAACCGAGGAGCGCCUGGGCGUUUACAGACCCGAGGAACAUAUCGACAACCCUCUUGGCUACGCUGACGGAAAGGAUGCCCGCGAGUAUGACCCAAGACUACGAGGACCAGUACACCCCGCAGAACUCGAGAUCGAUCCAAAUACCGGUAUGAAGAAUUAUAUCGCCAACGAAGAACUGGCCCAUCGUCAAGGCUGGAACACCACAAGUGCCGGCUAUAUCCGUUUCAGCUUGCAGCGUUGCAUCCAUUACGGUCGUCUGUAUACCAGUGGCUCUCAUGGCAGAGGCAAGGAGUCUGACUUGUGCGAGGCCUUGAGGUGCUUGGGACAGGCCCUUCAUACCCUGGAGGACUUUCCUGCCCACAGUAACUACUGCGAAUUGGUCCUAAUCGAUAUGGAAGAAAGGCGGGGCGGGCAUAGUCCAGUCUUUCCCCACGUUGGCACUGCGACUAAACUCAAACUCGAGAAUAGACAGUUCAGGCGCGUAAGGCCUGGAGAAGGAUACGAUUCUGGGGCGAAGUACGCUUGGCCCCUGGUCACGGGCACUUUUGGAGGAGUCGACUUCUUGCACUCCGUGUUGGGUGAGGCCAAUGAUCACUUCACCCAGUCCGAGGUUGACGAAAUGAACGAUGCCCUCCUGACCGCUGAACAACUGACCAAGGGAGCCGGUGGCGGUUCUUCGCGCGAUCGCGGUCUCAGCCUCUUUGGCUUGAACUUGGGCGGUUCCUCUAGCAACGAUGGAGACUUUAUCUCUCUCGUUUCCAAGCUUCCGGGUGUCGGUGACGGCUAUGCCAGCACAGCCCGUAGCCUGAAGGCUGCCUCUGAAGCCCAAGAACAGGAGAACAGCAGAUCUGCUGGCAACGUCAACGUUGUUCCUGGCAUGAGCCCCAACUUUGACCCCGUCAAGACUGCCGCCAAGAUCUACCCAAUCCUCGAGUUUCGUGACAAGAUUGUCAGGUCCAUCAACAACAUGAUCGAAAAGAUUCCCGGUCUGGAGAGUCUGCUGGAGAAGAUCAGCGAGACUUUGACGGCUUUCAUCCUUGGCUUGCUGGCUCCUUUCCUGCGCCCCAUUAUCAACCAGGUCACUCAAGUGUUGAAGGAGGGCUCGUCUGGUCUCAUCGCGACCAGCGCAAAGCAGCAGCUUGAGCCGUGGAACAACCCUGAUUGCGACAACCCCACCCACUCUAUGCUUUCCAAGGACCACUUUACCAACAUCUUAAACUCGUGCGCCGGUCGCGUCGCCGCCAACAUUGUUCAAUACGUCGUUCCCCGGGUUGUUUACGCUUGGGAAAAUCCCGGUGUGCCCGACAGCGAGGUCAUCGCCGACGUCCUCCAGGUCUUCCACCAUCCUGCCAACUACAAGCAAGAGAUCGAAAUUCAGCGCACGAUGUACGACACCGUUGUGCAGUGGUCUCGGGAGACUCAUCAUAACUACAAGAAGCUUCUCGAUUCCGAGUCCGUCAAGGAAGGCCACAACCAUGUCCUGAACGGUCAACCUAUGAACCGCGGCCCCGGUGGUGGCCACACCUCAUGCGGCGCUGAUGGUGGCCACGGUAAGGUUGCGGGCUCCCUCUGGAGCAAGAUCCAAUCCCGCGAUCUGGACACUUCUGCCCCUAGCGGCGGCGUAGGUGGUGGUAGGCCCUCCUCCUCCACCGACCACAAGUAUGGCUACUCCGCCUCCUCUUCUCACCACGAGGUUCCCACGCACGGCGAGGCAGCUUCGUACUUCUCCUCCGCCGACCCACGCCAUGCCUCUCCGCCAACAGAUCGCUACUACGGCAGCCGCCCCUCUUCCUCCGGGUACGGAUCCUCCGUUCAUGGUUCCGGCCGCCCCUCACCCGCCCCUGCGUCCUUUGGGUACCACCACGGCGGCCAUCAAGCUUAUGAGUGCAGCAGCAGCAGCUAUCCUUCGCAGCCGUCAUAUGCUGGCUCUUCCGGCCCAUCAUAUGGCGGCUCUUCUGGACCAUCGUACGGCGGGUAUUCUCAACCCAGCUAUGGUUCCCAACCUUCUUACUCAUCUCAACCCUCCUACGGCGCGCACCCCUCCCAGCCACCCUACGGCUCUCAGCCCCACUACGGCGGCCCCUCUCAUGGCUCCUACAGCGGUGGGCGUCCCCCCUCUCCUCCUCGUCCCUCCGGUUACGGUGGCGGAUACGCUGGUUACUCCGCCGGCCCCCCUCCUAGCCACGGUGGCUACGGUGGCUACGGCGGAGGUCCCUCUGGUGGUGCUCCCUAUCCCCAUGGCGGUCCAGUAGGCGGUGGUGGCUCGGCGCCUUAUCCCCAUGGUGGAAGGGCUGAUGCCUACGAAAGGAAUUAUGAUCAGCAUUAUGAGAGUGAUGAGAGACGUGGUGGUAGGGAUGGCAGGAGGAGGAGAGGAAGCCAUGGAAGCAGGAGUAGCAGCGAGGAGCGAGACGGAAGAGGUUACCCUGGGCAAGGGUCUAGGGGAAGUGGUCAUCAUGGCGGUGGAGGAGGGUAUGGAGGAGGAUAUGGUGGUGGAUAUGGAGGUGGUGGCGGAUACGGCGGCGGGUAUGGCGGUAGAGACGAACAUCGGAGGUAUUGAGCUUGAUGAAGUAAUGAUUUGAAAGCGGAGAUGGGUGCCGGGAUGAUUUUGGACGAUGAACGAAUGGUUAUGAGGUUCU
Neurospora hispaniola is the source of this 3093-nucleotide messenger RNA. Its product is annotated as glycine rich protein het-c2. Lineage: Eukaryota; Fungi; Ascomycota; Sordariomycetes; Sordariales; Sordariaceae. The transcript is spliced from 3 exons. The record is from RefSeq and is a predicted model, not a curated record. The coding region runs from base 99 to 3014 and encodes 971 amino acids.